GUGGUACUCAACUGAACGUUUAAAAUACCAUGGCUUUCUACACGCACUGCAAAGUGAUCCCAAGUCAUGACCAGUCCCCAACUACCCCCUGGCACGUUAGCACAACACUCCUCCUCACCCGAACCCGGCACACAGACUGGUACCAACACUGCCACGGAGCAAGAUCACCCCGCAACGACCGACUCUCAUCCACCUCUGACGCCCUUAUCCGACAUUGCGGCAGCGAUCGCGAGAGGUAGAGACCCACCCUCACUGCAAAGUAACCGACCUACCUCUACAGCUACUGUCUCGCAUGCAACGUCCACGGCGACCGCCAAUACGCCAUCUACGCCUACUACUGCAAAGAGUAGACUGCUUUCACGCACUACGUCCCAACGUCAGCUGCGACUCACCUCUUCAAUAACUGAUGUCAACGCCGGAGAUGCACGGCCGACCGAUGGAUUGCUGCCAAAAGUAGACGAGACGUGGAAGGGUAAUAGGGAUCGACUGGACUCAAACAUUCUCAAAGUGAAAGCGGAUGUUGACGGAGUUACGCUGAGACUCGACAGCUUGGAGGAUUCCAUUGCUUCCUCCAACGAAUCACUUCGCGUUCUCCGAGAAGACAUGCUGUACCAUCAGAAUCAUGUCCAACAAGCCGUGGAGAACCUGCGAGAUAGUCAGACACAUCUACCCCAACGGCAAGACCCUGUCCUACAGGAUAUACUCGCGACAGUUCACCACCUUGAAGAACAACAACGAGACUCGCAUAGGAUUCUUGGUGACACGCGAAAGGCCUAUAAUGACCUCGCCGACCUUGUAUCCUCCCAAUUCCUGACUCGCACCGAAGCACAAGAAGCAAUGUCCAGUCUCAGGACCAGCAUAUCGUCUGUCCAGGCGCAACAAAGUCCUCUUCCUCCUCUGCCUCCACUGACUGCCAUCCCGGCGGUGGCUUCGCAUGUGAAUGCACAACCGGUAACACAUACCGGCACGCCCAAGCCGUCUACCACCAACAUCGGGGCGGCCGUAAUGACCCCGUCUCCGUUUUGGUCGUCAACGGCCGACAACGCCUUCUCCCAUGUUGAGCUCUUUCCGAAUAGCAACUCGAAAGGGAAGAGGCCAGCAGAGAGGGGGUUCGACCGAGGCAAUGUAAAGCGCAACAAACCAGAUUAUUCUACCGUGGUACAUAUGGGAGCCAUGACCUCCACCAACCGUCCAAUGGAUAUUGUCGGUAAGGUACUGAACACCUUCAACUUCCCCCCAAUCGCUGUUACGUUCGCAAAAUGGGUCAGGGGAAAAUAUGGGUUUAUCGAAAUACACUUUCGCUCCAGGGAAACAGCGAAGGAAUUCGUGGAGAUACUCAAUGCAUGCCGUGUUGGUGAUGAGGGUCGACUAUGGGGAGAGAUCCAGAAGGAUGAUGACGAUAAUGAUCUACAUGCAUCGUACGGUGCGGGUCCGUCCACCCGGUGAAUUAUCCCCCACUUUACAUAUCCAAUGCUCAACCGAACUUACCGAUUCUUGUAAAUACUAUCUCACUACAUGAUAAUCUCAGAAUGAUGUCUCAGG
This is a messenger RNA of Marasmius oreades (fairy-ring Marasmius), 1542 nucleotides long. RefSeq lists its product as uncharacterized. The coding region runs from base 67 to 1446 and encodes 459 amino acids. The transcript has a single exon. The record is from RefSeq and is a predicted model, not a curated record. NCBI's taxonomy places the organism in Eukaryota, Fungi, Basidiomycota, Agaricomycetes, Agaricales, Marasmiaceae.